Molecule: messenger RNA, 3748 nt
Organism: Salvelinus namaycush (lake trout)
Lineage: Eukaryota; Metazoa; Chordata; Actinopteri; Salmoniformes; Salmonidae
Product: solute carrier organic anion transporter family member 5A1-like
Exons: 10
Coding region: 585-3224 (879 amino acids)
Biological process (GO): sodium-independent organic anion transport; transmembrane transport
Cellular component (GO): membrane
Molecular function (GO): protein binding
Source: RefSeq, a predicted model, not a curated record
UUGUGGUAAACAUCUUAGAUGGUCUUCAGUGAGAGGGUUAUAAUGUACAGCUUUCUACGGUAUAGGAUGACGAUGGUUUUAUCUGGUGCAAUUUGAUAACGGCCGUCAAAUGGGAUUUUCGUAGGAAUUAAGGGCCCUGAUAUUGCUUAAAAUCGUCAGGUUGGUGAUAACAAGGGAACCAUGUCAACACCACUGUCUGCCAUUUUCUUUCUGCUUGACUCAAAACACCAACAUCCUCCACCACCUGCCAAGUAGUGAUGGUGAGAUCCUGCAGCAUAUCUAGCUAGCUGACUGCAUGAGAGUCAACGAAACUAGCGGCCUCGAGCUCAGAAUCACAUGCUGGCAGAGCACAAGUGUUUGCGAGAUAAACAGAGGCAGUGCUGCUUACAGCAACACUGAUAAGCCAAUGCAGAAACCAUAUGCCCAUAUUUUCUCAAUUUUAUUGGGCCUGGCUUGCAGCCUGAAUCUUAUUUUUUUACUGGAUGAAAUGUGUAUAUUAUAGUGUAAGUGGUGUCAGAAAUGCAGUGAUUGGACUUUUAAACCUACACUUGUGAAAUCAGCCAGCUCAACAACCACAAAACACAAUGGCUUCCGGUGACCACAAAGAGACCGGGAAUGAACUGUCAGAACACCUUCAAAUGGAUCAUGAGUUGAGUCAAAAUCAGGACCCUGCUGGGACUAACUUCAAGUCCAAAAGUUUGCCCUCUCUGAAUGACUCAGGCCAGCAAAGCAAGGCCUUGUUGACUAAGUCUAUGCAGCAACAGGUGUCAAUAACGGAGGACAAGAGUACUGAAUUCAUCCAACUCCCACAGAGGAUCAACCUGAACCAACCUUUACCUGAAUCCCCCACCAGGACUAAUGUUAACUAUUCCCCUUCCAGGUCUAGUGUGGUGGGGAUGAGUCGUUCAAUUAACACAGAGACGCAGGUCAGCAAACCCAGGUGUAAAAAUCCUACGAGGCAAGGCUUCAUUGCCUCGAGACUACCCCUGAUGCGUUUACCCACUAGGAAAUACAUGAGUGUGAUUCUCGAAGACUCACGCUGUUUUUUAUGCUGCAUGUGCUACCUGACAUUUUUCCAGUCACUGAUGGUGUCUGGCUACCUUAGCAGUGUAAUCACCACCAUAGAGAAGAGGUACAGCCUCCGGAGCUCUGAGUCUGGUCUGCUCGUCAGCUGCUUUGACAUAGGUAGUCUGCUGGUGGUGGUUUUCAUCAGUUACUUCGGAGGCCGAGGGCAGAGGCCCAGAUGGUUGGCCGUGGGUGCAGUGUUUAUAGCCGUCGGAGCAGCACUCUUCUCCUUGCCUCACUUCAUCUCCCCUCCGUACCAAAUCCUGGAGGUGAACUCAUCACGGGGCAAUGAAGGACUGUGUAUGAACAACAACGGCAGUGGCAAGGACUUCCUGGAUUUGUCCUCCUGCCCCAGAGACCAAGAGGGUAAUGAACACAACCUGUACGUGGCCCUAUUCAUCAUAGCACAGAUCCUGGUGGGUAUGGGGUCAACGCCCAUCUACACCCUGGGACCCACCUACCUGGACGACAACGUCAAGAAAGAGAACGCCUCACUUUAUCUUGCUGUCAUGUAUGUGAUGGGAGCCCUGGGUCCGGCUGCUGGGUACCUGCUAGGAGGAGUUCUCAUCGGCUUCUACGUCGACCCCAAGACUGUGGUCAACAUAGAUCAGAGCGACCCUCGCUUUAUUGGCAACUGGUGGAGCGGAUUCCUGCUCUGUUCUGUCGCCAUGCUGCUGGUCAUCUUCCCCAUGUUCACCUUCCCCAAGAAGCUGCCUCCCAGAAACAACAAGAAGAAGAAGAGGAAAAAGAUCAGCCUGGACAACGUGUCCAGUGAUGAUGAGAUCACCAAGGAGAAGACCAACAGCAAGAGCCAGACAGUUACAUCGUCCAUGGGCUUUGGGAAAGACAUCAAAGAGCUGCCUAAGGCUGCAGUGAGGAUCCUGAGUAAUGUCACCUUCCUGUUUGUGAGCCUGUCCUACACUGCAGAGAGCGCCAUCGUCACCGCCUUCAUCACCUUCAUACCCAAGUUCAUAGAAUCUCAGUUCGGCAUCCCAGCGUCCAGCGCUAGUAUCUACACAGGUGUGAUCAUCGUGCCCAGUGCUGGGGUGGGGAUAGUACUGGGGGGCUACAUCAUUAAGAAGCUGAAGCUGGGAGCCAGAGAGUCAGCCAAGCUGGCCAUGAUCUGUAGUGGGGUCUCUCUGCUCUGCUUCUCUACUCUGUUCAUAGUGGGCUGUGAGAGCAUCAACCUGGGAGGCAUCAACAUUCCAUACACCACCGGUCCUACUCUGACUAUGACCCAUCGUAACCUGACUGGAGGGUGUAACGUGAACUGUGGCUGUAAGAUCCAUGAGUACGCUCCGGUCUGUGGCUCUGAUGGCAUCACAUACUUUAACCCCUGCCUGGCAGGCUGUAGCAGUGUGGGCAACGACAGCAAAGGAAUCCGGAACUACUCGGACUGUGCGUGUGUCCAGAGCAGACAGGUCAUCACCCCCUCCUCCAACGGCCAGGGCAACCAGCUGCAGCUGGUCAUCGUCAAGACCUACCUGAAUGAGAACGGCUACGCAGUGUCUGGGAAGUGUGACCGCACCUGCAGCACACUCAUCCCCUUCCUUAUCUUCCUAUUCAUCGUCACACUCAUCACCGCCUGCGCUCAGCCCUCCGCCAUUAUCGUCACUCUCAGGUCAGUAGAAGAGCAGGAGAGACCCUUUGCACUUGGGAUGCAGUUUGUUCUCCUCAGGACCCUUGCCUAUAUCCCUACUCCCAUCUACUUUGGGGCCGUGAUCGACACAACCUGUAUGCUGUGGCAGCAGGACUGUGGCAUCCACGGCUCCUGCUGGGAGUACGAUGUCACGUCCUUCCGCUUCGUCUACUUCGGCCUGGCUGCCAGCCUCAAGUUCAUUGGCUUCAUCUUCAUCUUCCUCACCUGGUACUCCAUCAAGUACAAGGAAGAGCGUCUGGAGCGCUGGCUGAAACACCUCUCGCCCAUGGACACGGUGAGCGACCUCAUCUGCCACGCCGGGGGUCACAAGGGGCACGCCCGCACCCGCUCCUGUCCCGUAAAUAUACCACGCAACGAACCUCCCAUCAUUCCCAUCCUCAACAGGGGCCUCAGCAGCCAGAGCUGCCCGGGAAACAGCCUGAAGAGCUUGAAAGCAAUAACCCCGCCGGCCCCUCGCCCUCCCACUCGCUCUCUGGAACAGGUGUCUGCCCGUAUCUGAGGGCUGGGUGUUGUUUCCAGCCCUCCCUGCUAGCAUCAGUCUUCAAUGUGUACCUUUCUUAUUCUGGUUCUCACUUGUAUAGUAUUAUAGUGUGCACACACACACACAGGCACUGGACGUCACUCAAACAGUCAGCGGUUGGUCAACACGUAUACAGGAAGACACUGGGAUGGAUACCUCGACUUAGCUAAUCCCCUCUUCCCUCUGCCUAGUUUUUUUGUGCUUUUUUGUUUUCAUCAUGGAAGUGAAUGAGUAUUAUCCCUGCAUAUCAUUUCUUUAGAAAAUUGCAAGUAUGAUUGUAAUGAUGGUAUUAUGGGAUGGUGCUAUGUGAAAAUGACAUGAAUAAUAUCCUUCAUUGCUCAGUUUUAUUGUUAAUUCUAAGACCUCAGCAGAAUGAGGUGAUUGAGCUAAGAAGCUUGGCCGGCUAGCACAACUAAAUCCUGUACUAUGCAAGGUCUUUUUGCCCUAUUAUACAAUGGCAAGCAGUAUUAAAGGCACACAGUGAGUGUUACCUUCCCUUCCCA